This is a messenger RNA of Colletotrichum navitas, 750 nucleotides long. RefSeq names its product cutinase. Lineage: Eukaryota; Fungi; Ascomycota; Sordariomycetes; Glomerellales; Glomerellaceae. Gene Ontology annotation, cellular component: extracellular region. Gene Ontology annotation, biological process: carbohydrate catabolic process. The coding region runs from base 1 to 750 and encodes 249 amino acids. The record is from RefSeq and is a predicted model, not a curated record. Gene Ontology annotation, molecular function: cutinase activity. The transcript has 3 exons.
AUGAAGGCCAGCCUCUUCUUCUUUGCGGCCUCCACGGCUCUCGCCGCUCCCCUCGAGAGCAUCCCCGCUAUCCGCGACGUGGCAUCGACUUUCCCCCUCGCCGAGCUCGAGGCCUACUACACGGCCGCCUUUGCCUCCAAGGGCGAGGAGGCCGAAGCUCUGAACCCGGCCAUCUCUAAGCGUCAGUACCAGAGCGACACCUCCAACCAGCUCACCGACGGCACACCUUGCCGCCCGGUCACUCUGAUCUGGGCCCGUGGCACCACUCAGCCCGGCAACCUUGGCGAAGCGGGCUCCGAAGGCCCCGCCUUCUUCAACGCUCUUGCCUCAAUGAUUGGGGCUUCGAACCUGGCUGUUCAGGGCGUCAACUACGCAGCCAACAUCCUCGGCUUCCUCCUUGGCGGUGACCCGGCUGGCAGCACCACCAUGGCCAAUUUGAUCGCUCAGGCCGUGACCCAGUGCCCCAACACCAAGAUCGUUAUCUCUGGCUACAGUCAGGGUGCGCAGCUCGUCCACAACGCCGCAAACAAGCUGACUGCGGCUCAGACUGCCCGCAUCUCUGCCGUUCUCGUCUUCGGCGACCCAUUCAAAGGCCGGGCCGUUGGCACUGUUCCCGCUUCCAAGGUCAAGAUCGUCUGCCACGACGGCGACAACAUCUGCGAUGGUGGCAUCAUCAUCACCUCGCAGCACACGAACUACGAGGAUGACGCUGUCUCGGCCGCUACUUUUGUUGCUGGUCUGGUUCAGUAA